UCGAGGGCACCCUAUCAAUUCGUCAACCAACGCCCCUGGAAAGCCGGACAUCUCGUUGCAAAAGUGGAAUUCAUGGAAUAAGCGGUAGUUACAACAAUUGUGAAACGCUUCUCUUGCCAAGUUUCAAGGGAGAUCUAAACCGUUCAAACUCAAUUACCGGAAUUCCACUGCAGCGGAAAACCUCAAAACGUACAAAAUUUUGUAGCCUGGCACAAUGCAAACCAUAAAGUGUGUUGUAGUUGGCGAUGGAGCUGUGGGAAAAACAUGUUUAUUGAUUUCCUAUACGACAAAUAAAUUUCCAAGUGAAUAUGUACCCACGGUGUUUGAUAACUAUGCUGUUACAGUUAUGAUUGGUGGUGAGCCAUAUACAUUAGGAUUGUUUGACACAGCAGGUCAAGAAGAUUAUGAUAGACUGAGGCCGUUAUCCUACCCUCAGACAGACGUCUUUCUUGUGUGUUUUUCUGUAGUGUCACCUUCUUCAUUUGAAAAUGUUAAAGAAAAGUGGGUACCAGAGAUUACUCAUCACUGUCCAAAGACUCCUUUUCUUCUUGUUGGUACACAAGUUGACUUGCGGGAUGAUGCAGGAACAAUAGAAAAAUUAUCUAAGAACAAGCAGAAACCCAUAACAGUGGAGGGUGCAGAAAAGUUAUCAAGAGAGCUUAGAGCAGUGAAAUAUGUGGAGUGCUCUGCAUUAACGCAAAAAGGCUUGAAAAAUGUGUUUGAUGAGGCAAUCUUAGCUGCCUUAGAACCUCCUGAGCAACCCAAGAAGAAAAAGUGUAUUUUACUUUGAGAGAAAAAUUGUGAAAUUGGGACAGAAAACUUGUUAAUGAUCUUGAUUCAGAUGGACAAGAUUUUGAUUGUCCAUACACAAGAGACAAUACUUGUUCAGAACUGAAAUUCUUGAAGUGUGGAUAGAGUCUAUUAAACAGAACAAAAUAGCUGUAUAGGGUUCUCCUAGCAAACAAUUAAAGACGAACGGAAUAUGCUUUGUUUGCCAGAAAUGUUUAGAGUAAGGUGAGAGAAGAAUGGCUACUAUGGCAUGACCUCAAUUUUUACAAGGGCUACUGGUUCCUUGAUGGAAUCUUUUGUUCAACUUCAUUUAAAUCUGCUUAACUGUUGAUAUAAUAAUAUUUUAUGCUGCUGAUAAAUAGUGAUAACAUGUCAUUCUUAAGUAAGGACAUAAUUUUUUGUGGUCUUGUGGUUGGAAAGGAUGAAUGAAAUCAGACAACCAGGGUACUAUGUGAAAACCUUUAAAACAUUCAUAAAAGUUUAUUCGGCUUUUUGCGCUAUAUGUACUUCUACAAGUAGGAAGAAUUUGCAGAAUCUCUUGCAAGGUCCAUUAAUUAUUACUUUCUGAUCAAUAGUUAGUUGUUGACUAAUUUCUGAAAUGAGUUUGGUUCUCUUGCUGUUGCCCUAUUGUAGGGCAAUUUUCAGCUGGGUGUCAAAAGUUCGUCCAAAAUAUAAUGCUACUGGUCUGAAAAAUUUAGCCACCUCCUCAAGCAGUCAAGCCAAGACUAAUAACCUGUUACCAAUCUUUUACUAAGAGUUUUCAAUGGCUGAAUGUGAUGUCGAUCUUUGUUAUGAUUUCUCAUCAUGAUUACUUUGGUUUUGGUUUUUAUGACAUUUGGUGGAAAUGUGUACCAUCAUGAGAUAAGAACUAGUAAUUCUAUAUAACGUUUUUGUCUAUAAAGGAGAUGCUUUAAUAAUGCAAUUAAUGCUGCACUUUUGGAAAUAUUUGAGCAAUGUUCCUAGUUAUUGUGAAAUAUAUUAUUUUGACUUCUGACACAUUGGAACUAGUGCAGUAUGGUGUGAUUUUCCUGAUUAAUUUAACAGUAAAAAGAUUAGAUUGUGAGCUUAUGCCUUCUCUCAGAGAGAAUGAUUUAGAGUCUGCAUCAAGCAUAAUUUGUUUUGUUAGAAUUGCUACAAAGAUUCUUAAUACACAAAGAAAGCUACUUCCUUGUAUUUCAUACUUUUCUUUCUCCUUGAGGUCUGCAAGUGUAACUCUACUGCAAUGAGAAGAAAUUUGUCUUGCACAA
Molecule: messenger RNA, 2036 nt
Organism: Pocillopora verrucosa
Lineage: Eukaryota; Metazoa; Cnidaria; Anthozoa; Scleractinia; Pocilloporidae
Source: RefSeq, a predicted model, not a curated record